Messenger RNA from Mauremys mutica (yellowpond turtle), 4249 nucleotides. RefSeq names its product SMAD family member 7 (gene SMAD7). Lineage: Eukaryota; Metazoa; Chordata; Testudines; Geoemydidae. The coding region runs from base 1575 to 2741 and encodes 388 amino acids. The record is from RefSeq and is a predicted model, not a curated record. Gene Ontology annotation, cellular component: heteromeric SMAD protein complex. The transcript is spliced from 4 exons. Gene Ontology annotation, molecular function: transcription regulator inhibitor activity; I-SMAD binding. Gene Ontology annotation, biological process: BMP signaling pathway; transforming growth factor beta receptor signaling pathway; cell differentiation.
UGGCUGGCUGGAGAGACGAGCUGGCGGAUGGCAGCAGCAGCAGCAGCCCAGACGCAGAGGCAGAGGCACCAUGGGCGCUGCUAGGUAAUAGCCACCUCCGUUUGGAACCCCCCCUCCUCUUCGCAGGCCACCCCCUCCAAAGGACAAGGCACUCCCCCCUCUCUCGCCUAAGGGAAGAAAGAAGGUGUGCGCGGGGGAGACAGGAUCCUCUGCACUGAGCUCACUGCGAAGGAAGAAGGGAGUGGAAAAAAGGAGGGGAAGGAGGGAGAAAAAGGCAAAGCAAACCAGGCGAGCCAAGCGAAAGGAGCUGCUUGUUUUUUCUUCUUCUUCUUCUGCUGUGUGUGUUGGUAGCCGAUGCAAGGACUGGAAAGGCUGCCUUGGAGGAGGGGAGCUGCAGCCAGAAGAGAAGGGAGCUAAAGGCUGCAUUAGCAUUUACUAGAGAGAGAGCGAGACAGCAGAGGGACUUGGGGGGGGGGGUGAUCAUUUCAGCUCCUGUCAUUAUAGGAUCAUCCCCUGUCACUUCUCACCCGUCCGUCGCUUUUAUUUUUUAAGGGCUGGGUGGGAGGAGAGGUGGGGGCAACUGUAUUUUUUUUUUAAACUGCCCCUAGCUCCUGGUCUUUCUGAAAGACCGGCAGACAGAGAGGGAGCGGAUCAAGCCUUUUGGAAGGAAAGACAGACUCCUCACUUUUUAAAAUACAUAGAUCUGUAUUAGCAACCGCCUCGAGGAUUUUUGCGUGGAUUAAAAUCUUUGAUAAGAAGAAGGAGAAAAAAGCAUCAGGACGAGUUGGGCUUUUUUUUUUUAAAGGAUGUAACACUCUUGGAUGCAUUUUUAUUUUUAAAAACAUUUUGAUUAUUAAUUCAAACGUCCAAAUUUUAGGGUUUUUAAAAAAUGCUACCUUAUUUUGGCUCUUUUUAAAAAAAAAUCUACCCUAUGUUAUAGAAAUUCCUUUUUUCCCAAUCCCCACAAAACUCUUUUUUGGAUGGAAUCUGUGGAUAUGUUAUUACUAAGGAAAUAGUUUUGGGGUUUUUUUUUUAAACCUUGUGCCUUGGUUUUGCAACAAAAAAAUUUUUGGGGGUGGGGAAGACCUUUAUUAUUUCUUUUCCUUUUUUAUUUAAAACAGUCAUCCUCGACUGAAACCAAAUGUGAUCUAAAGGUUUUGCAAUCGCUCUGACAGACCGGCAACGCGAGAAGAUCUGUUAUUCCCUUAUCUGUUUUGGGGGCAUGUUUUCUGCAAUUCUCCUGUUACACUGAACAUUGAUUCCCCCAUGUCUUUCAGUUUAUGUUUUUCCCACGUCCUAUAUAGAGGUGGAAAAUUCUCAAUAUAAAUUGUAAGCUUUUCAGUGGAUUUUUGAAGGAUUUAAGAGAGACAGAGGAAACCCCCCAACCCUUUAAGAGACUGGCAUAUGUUACAGAUUGCUUUGGCUCUUCCACCACCACCAACAACCCUCCUCCCCACUGCAUCCCUAUCAUUUCAGGCUGCUUGUGUUUGCUGCCUGGACUCGGAUCCCGGAUUCUUCAUGAUUUGCGGACGACAUGCUCGUUUUUUAGCCGGGAAACCUUCUUCUCGUCCCGCAUGUUCAGGACCAAACGAUCGGUGCUCGUCCGGCGACUCUGGAGGAGCCGUGCGCCCGGCGGCGGGGAGGAAGAGGAGGGUGAGCCCGGUGACACAGCAGCGGACAGCCGGGCGCAUGGCGCUGGAGGCGGCCGGGGCUGCUGCAUGGGCAGGUCGGGGAAGCUCGCCAAGGCUCACCUCGGCUCGGAGGCGGAAUUGAAAGCGCUGACCCACGCGGUGCUGAAGAGGCUGAAGGAGAAACAGCUGGAGGUGCUCUUGCAAGCGGUGGAGUCCAGAGGGGGCGCGCGGACCUCCUGCCUCCUCCUGCCCGGCAAGGUGGACUCCAAGCUGGGUCAGCACUGGUACUCGCUCCCUUUGCUGCUGUGUAAAGUAUUCAGGUGGCCAGAUCUCAGGCAUUGCUCGGAAGUGAAGCGGUUAUGUUGCUGUGAAUCUUAUGGGAAAACUCACCCGGAGCUGGUCUGCUGCAACCCCCACCACCUCAGCAGGCUCUGUGAACUAGAGUCUCCCCCUCCACCCUACUCCAGAUAUCCAAUGGAUUUUCUCAAACCAACUGCAGAUUGUCCAGACUCUGUGCCUUCCUCCACUGAAACUAAUGGAACUAAUUGUCUAGCCCCUGGGGGGCUUUCAGAUUCCCAAGUUCUUCAGGGGCCGGGGGAUCGGUCACACUGGUGCGUGGUGGCAUACUGGGAAGAGAAAACGCGUGUGGGCCGGCUGUAUUCUGUCCAAGAGCCCUCCCUGGAUAUCUUCUAUGAUCUACCUCAGGGGAACGGCUUCUGCCUCGGACAGCUCAAUUCAGACAACAAAAGCCAGCUGGUGCAGAAAGUCCGCAGCAAAAUUGGCUAUGGCAUCCAGCUGACUAAGGAAGUGGACGGCGUGUGGGUAUACAACCGCAGUAGUUACCCUAUCUUUAUCAAGUCGGCCACACUGGACAACCCCGACUCCAGGACGUUGCUGGUUCACAAAGUUUUCCCAGGAUUUUCCAUCAAGGCUUUUGACUAUGAGAAGGCGUACAGCUUACAGAGGCCUAACGACCAUGAGUUCAUGCAGCAGCCAUGGACCGGAUUUACUGUUCAGAUCAGCUUUGUGAAAGGCUGGGGCCAGUGCUACACAAGACAGUUUAUCAGCAGUUGCCCAUGCUGGUUGGAGGUUAUUUUUAAUAACCGAUGACUUGAGACAGAGUGGACUCAUGACAUUAUAACUACUUUGCUGCUAAUAUUUCCUUCUGAGUGCUUGCUUUUCAUGCAAACUUUUUUGUUUGUUUGUUUUGUGUUUUGUGUGUUUUUCCCCCCCUCCCCUGUUUUGAGAAAUAGCUUAUGGAAAGAUUUUUGCCUUGGUAUUUUGAUAAAUAUAUAUUUUUUUUAAUGUGUGAAUGACCAAUAACUCAGAAGGGGGAGGAGAAGUGGGAGGGGAUUACAUAAAAUAAUCAUUUAAUGCCUCUGAAAUUAUUACCCUAAGCAAUUGGUGGAAUUCUGUCACACGCUGUUUGUUACAGCUCCCUCAUAAAAAGGGUUUAUAGAUAUAUUUUUGACACACCAGAGGUCUUCUGCUGCCAGACGUCUCGUCGUCCCCCUGGUCCUGCGGCGUGCGCGCGCACACAGGGCCAUCUUGCUGCAGCUUCUGCCUAGAGCGGUGGCACAUUCCCGCUGCUAUUUGUUGAAGCUCAGCACCUUCACUCCUGUGAUGGGAAGCCAAGUUCCCCCUCAGUGGCGACCACCCUGCAUUUUCCCUGACGCAGAACAAAUGUAUGUGCCAGUGCACCCAGGAGGCAUCAGGAGCCAGCGCAGCAAAGUGAAACCGUAUCAUUCAGUUCCUUGCUCCUCUUUUUUUUUUUCCUUCUUCUUCUUUCAUGUAUGCUUGUUGCUUUAUUUAAAGAUCACGUCUUGUCACUGUUAUGCCAACAGUCCAUGGUGGCAGCAUGGGUUUUGGAAGACGCAUGCCCACACUUUGAGUGCUUUUAUUGUUUUAUUGAUACUAUGAGGAAAAAAACCAUGCAUGGCCCAUGCUUUUCAAUUUGAGCUGAGAUGCAACCUUGAUGAGAAAACAUAAGCCUACAAAAAGAAAGCAAACAAACAACAACAAAAUGGGGGGGAAUGUUUUCAUGAUCUUUGGUCCAUCAUAACCUGCCGUGAUCAGGUUAGAGCGGUACCAGUCGUAUCCAGAAAUGCAGUCGCUCUUUCAUUUCUUCUUGAAUUCAUACACUAGUAUGAUACUUUUACACUGUUCUUAGCUCAAUGAGCAUGUUUAGACCUUAACAUAAGCUAUUUUUCUAAAUAUAAAGGUUUAAAUGAACAAGAGAAGCAUUCUCAUUGGAACUUUAGCAUUGUAGUGCUUUGGAAAUAAAACAAAAGAAAAUGAAAAAAAAAAGGACUCCUUAAAAAAAAACCCUUGAGAUUUAUUAAAGAAAAAAAUGUAUUUUAUGUUAUAUAUAAAUAUAUUAUUACUUGUAAAUAUAAAGACGUUUUAUAAGCAUCAUUAUUUAUGUAUUGUGCAAUGUGUAUAAACGAGAAAAAUAAGAAAGAUGCACUUUGCUUUAAUAUAAAUGCAAAUAACAAAUGCCAAAUUAAAAAAAAACAAAAACACGAGAUUGGUGUUUUUUUCUAUGGGUGUUAUCAUCCAGAUGAAUGUUUUUUCUAAAGGAGUUUAUGUUCCAUUAAAAAAUAAAAAUGUACACUUGA